This is a messenger RNA of Aegilops tauschii subsp. strangulata, 1974 nucleotides long. RefSeq names its product probable protein transport Sec1b. NCBI's taxonomy places the organism in Eukaryota, Viridiplantae, Streptophyta, Magnoliopsida, Poales, Poaceae. Gene Ontology annotation, biological process: vesicle-mediated transport. The record is from RefSeq and is a predicted model, not a curated record.
AUGUCGAUGUCGGGGGCGGACUUCAACGGCGUGGGCGAGGACCCCAGGAUCUUCCGCAACAUCUGCCGCGACCGGAUACUCAAGGAUAUGCUGAAGCCGGACAAGGACAAGGAGAACAAGAGCGCGUGGAAGGUUCUUAUCAUGGAUAAAUUUACGGUGAGGAUCAUGGGUUAUGCUUGCAAGAUGGCAGAAAUCACCGAUGCAGGGGUUUCGUUGGUGGAAGAUUUGUUCAAGCGAAGGGAGCCGAUGCCUUCAAUGGAUGUGAUCUACUUUGUACAACCACUGAAAGAAAAUGUCAUAAUGCUUCUAUCCGACAUGUCUGGGAGAUGUCCACUGUACAGGAAGGCAUACAUCUUCUUCAGCUCACCAAUUCCCAAGGAGCUGGUGACUUACAUUAAGAACGACAGCAGUGUGAUACCACGCAUUGGUGCACUAAGAGAGAUGAAUUUGGAGUUUUUUGCUAUUGACAUGCAGGGGUUUGUAACUGACCAUGACAUGGCACUGACCGACUUAUAUGGUGCAAAUGACCAUAAUUCAAAAAAAUUCAACGACACCAUAAGCACUAUGGCUUGCCGCAUAGCUACCACAUUUGCAUCGUUGAAGGAAUUUCCUACCGUGCGGUAUCGAGCACCUAAAAGUGCAAACCCAUCAACAGCACCAAAAUUUGACAUGGUUCCAAAAUGGCUGGCUAACGCUACUUGGGAAAUCGUGUCAAAAUAUAAGUCCACAAUUCCAGAAUUUCCCCAGAAGGAGACAUGUGAAUUGCUUAUUCUGGACAGACCUAUAGAUCAGAUAGCACCUGUUAUUCAUGAAUGGACCUAUGAUGCAAUGUGCCAUGAUCUACUCGAAAUGGACGGCAACAAAUACAUAUAUGAGGUAUCAAAAGGGGAUUCAGAACCUGAAAAGAAGGAAGCUUUAUUGGAGGAUCAAGAUCCUCUCUGGAUAGAGCUUCGCCAUACUCACAUAGCUGAUGCCAGUGAGAGGUUGUAUGAGAAGAUGAAUACCUUUGUAUCAAAGAAUAAAGCAGCACAACUUCAUUCAAGAGAUGGUGGUGAAAUCUCAACCACAGAUCUGCAAAGGAUUGUUCAAGCUUUGCCACAGUACGGUGAGCAAGUUGAUAAAUUGACCCUCCACAUAGAUAUUGCAGGAAAAAUCAACAGGUGCAUCAGGGAGUACGGGCUCCGUGACCUUGGGCAGUUGGAGCAGGAUCUGGUUUUUGGAGAUGCAGGAGCAAAGGAGGUGAUCAAUAUGCUCAGGUCAAAGCAGAAUUUGAGUGAAGAAAACAAAUUGAGAUUGUUGAUUAUAUAUGCAAUUGUAUGUCCCGACAAGUUUGAAGGUGACAAAGGGGACAAGUUGAUGCAGCUAGCGAAACUUCCAUCAGAUGAUAUGAAGGCCAUAAACAGCUUAAGAUAUUUGGUUAGUUCAGAUGCAAAAAAGGAUGCACGGGCUAGCGGUUUCUCUCUCAAAUUUGAUGCCCAAAAGAAAAAAAAUACUGGUGUUCGGACAGAGCGGCAGGAUGGUGAGGAAGGCUGGGCGUUAUCACGUUUUUUCCCACUUAUAGAGGAGCUGGUCGAGAAACUGAGCAAAGGUGAAUUACCUCUAAACGAAUACCCAUCUUUAAGUGAAUCAAGUUCUACUUCUCAAGGGACCGCGGAAGGUGCAUCGGCGCCAAAACCAGCACAAAAUCCACAGCCCAUGUCCAGGAGAUCACGGCGCACACCACAGUGGGCUAAGGGUCGUAACUCUGAUGAUAGUCAAUCAAGCGACUCUUCCGUGUUGAGACAUGCAUCAGGUGAUUUCAAGAGGCUAGGGAACCGAAUAUUUGUCUUCAUGAUUGGUGGAGCAACCCGAUCUGAACUAAGGGUGGCGCACAAGCUAACCAUGAAGUUGAAGAGAGAAAUCGUCCUCGGGUCCUCUAGCAUCGAUAAUCCUCCACAGUUUAUUUCGAAGCUGAAGGCGCUAGGACCAUCCUAG